Messenger RNA from Fragaria vesca subsp. vesca, 2520 nucleotides. Its product is annotated as cation/H(+) antiporter 15-like. Gene Ontology annotation, biological process: regulation of pH; proton transmembrane transport. The transcript is spliced from 3 exons. The record is from RefSeq and is a predicted model, not a curated record. Bases 1 to 2520 code for a protein of 839 amino acids. Gene Ontology annotation, cellular component: endomembrane system; membrane. NCBI's taxonomy places the organism in Eukaryota, Viridiplantae, Streptophyta, Magnoliopsida, Rosales, Rosaceae. Gene Ontology annotation, molecular function: antiporter activity.
AUGGGUGAUUUUAGGGGUCCUCCUCUUCCUCCACCUAUUCUAGAGGAUGAGGGUUGGCGGCUGCAAGUAUAUGAGAAAGAUACUAUGUUGGUAUGUUAUAAUAAAACGAUAACACACGCUACUGGAGUGUGGAAGGCUGAAAAUGCCUUGCUUAAUACUCUUCCUACAUUCUUCACUCAACUUGCUCUCAUCCUUACCUUCACUUACCUUCUCAAGCGUCUCUUUAAACCUUUGCGCAUAUCGUGCUUGGUCGCCAACGUUCUGGGAGGCUUGAUUAUCGGUCCAUCUGGAUUUGCUUUCCAGAAAUUCUCUCUCAAUUACAUUGUUCCUUUUGGAUCGAUAAUGACCCUGGAAACAAUUGCCAACUACGGCUUGAUUUACUUCAUGUUCCUCAAGGGAUUAGAGGUGGAUUUGAAACCGAUACUUCAUGCUCGUAAUAGGGUAUUGAGCAUUGCCAUGGCAAGCAUGGUCAUUCCAGCCCCUAUUGGCUAUGCUCUACAUAAGUUACUACUGAAGGAGGCCAAGAUUGGUGCUCAUAAUAUGUUAAUGAAUGGCUCUCUCUUCUGGGGACUUGCUCUUUCCACCACUAAUUUCUCUGAACUGGCUCAACUACUUGCAAGUGUCAAGCUCCUUCGCUCUGAAAUUGGUCGAACAGCUCUAUCCAUAACUGUUAUCACCGACUUCAUAUCUUGGGUUCUUCUUGUGAUCACAAUGGCUGCUGUGAAUAAUUAUCACCUUCAUACAAUGUUAUCCACCCUUGCAUUCAUAAUAGUCUGCAUAUUUGUUCUUCGUCCAGCUAUUUCAUGGAUUGUACAUCACACCAACAUUGAUGAACACUACGAUGAGCACCAUGUAAGUCUUGCUCUUUUUGGGGCUGUUCUAUUCGGGUACAUUACCGAUUCGUGUGGAUCACACUCCAUUGUAGGAGCUUUCAUGUUGGGUGUGAUUUUGCCCAGGGGAGAGCUCAAAAAUACAAUAACGGAAAAGGUUGAAUACUUUGUCUCCGAGAUUAUGCUGCCACUCUUCUUCCUAGUUAUUGGGAUGAGACUACACCAUACUCUUACGGGUAUUCGGAUAGUACUGUUCUUGGCAAUUAUUGUGUUGGCUUUCUUGGCUAAACUCGUUGUAACUUCCAUCGCUGCUCUAAUCUCUCAAAUGUCACUACGAGAUAGUUUUGCUCUUGGACUACUCAUGAACACCAAAGGCGUGCUUGCACUGAUUAUCCUCAAUGUCGGCCGUGAUCUAAAGGUUCUGGACAACCAAUCAUUCUCAAUAAUGGUGUAUGCCGUUGUGGUAAUGACGGGAAUUAUUGGACCCAUUAUGACUAUCCUUUACGAGUCAUCUGGCACAUCUAAGCAGAUCCAGUGCAAAAGUAUAAGAAGCAUACAACAAUCCAACUCCGAGUUCCGAGUCCUUGCUUGCAUUCAUAAAUCCCAAAACGUACCUGGUAUAGUGAACCUCUUAGAGGCUUCUUAUCCGACCAAGGAAUCUCCGAUGAGUGUGUUUGCAGUCCACUUAGUAGAGCUUACGAGCAGCCAUGCCUCGGCCAUGCUCAUAGUGCACGACACCUGCAAGUCCACCGUGGGAGGAAGCCGGAAAGGCGACGACAUUUUGACCGCCUUCGAAAACUUCCAGAACGAAAAUGAUGGCACCACAGUACAAGCACUCACUGCAAUAUCUUCUUACACCACCAUGCAUGAGGACAUUCGUAGCCUCUCUGGGGAGAAGGACGCAAACCUAAUAAUAGUCCCAUUUCAUAACGAAUCUACAUUGGAUGGGGGAGUAGAGGACGUUAACUCUUCAAUCAGACUAGUCAACAGCAACGUUCUACACAACUCGCCGUGCUCGGUGGCUGUCUUUGUGGACCGCGGCCUCAAGAGCACACUAACCGAGUCGUCGUCCGGCAACAACCGCCGCCACCAUUACGCCAUGCUGUUCACCGGUGGGCCAGAUGACCGAGAGGCAUUAGCAUAUGCAUGGAGGAUGGCUGAAAACCCUAAUGUGAAUUUGACCGUUGUGAGAAUCAUCGCCGGAGAAGAUGCUACGUUUGAUUUCCCCGAUAAAGACGGAAUUCUAAAGGCCAUGCGAGACAGCGAAAUGCAGAAGCUACUAGACGACCAGUACAUAGAGAGUUUGCUGAUCAACACCAGGAACCAACCUUCAAUAAAAUUAACUGAGAAGGUGGUCAACAACGGUGAAGAAACUAUACAACUGAUAAGUUCCAUGGGAAAUGAUUAUGAUCUUUGUAUAGUGGGACGAGGGACAAAAGUUUCCUCACCUCUAACGUUUGGGCUUUCCUCCGACUGGGGCGAUUGCCCGGAAUUGGGACCGAUGGGGGAUACAUUGGUGUCGUCGAGCUUCUUGGUUAAUGCGUCGAUUCUGGUAGUGCAAAAAGGUACUACAUCAGAGAAUAAUGAACCUCUAAGAGACUCUGCACACAGCAAAGGAGCUCAAGGGUCCUUUGUCAAUUACCGUAACGGUAAAGCUGAUGGUGACGAAAGUGAUGAUGAUCGGCUAUGA